Molecule: messenger RNA, 1202 nt
Organism: Erinaceus europaeus (western European hedgehog)
Lineage: Eukaryota; Metazoa; Chordata; Mammalia; Eulipotyphla; Erinaceidae
Product: ribose-5-phosphate isomerase-like
Exons: 5
Coding region: 1-1056 (351 amino acids)
Biological process (GO): pentose-phosphate shunt, non-oxidative branch; D-ribose metabolic process
Cellular component (GO): intracellular membrane-bounded organelle
Molecular function (GO): ribose-5-phosphate isomerase activity
Source: RefSeq, a predicted model, not a curated record
AUGGCAUACACUGCAUCUAUUGGUUCUGAUGAACUUGUGAUGAACUUGCUGGGCCAGAGUCAGGAUACUAUUCAACAGAAAGGGGAUGAAACUCAUGUUACUUGCUACCCUGAAUUUGUUAUUCAUGUGGAUGUCAGAGUAAUUCUGAUUCCAGAAAACCAUGCUUGCUUGAAAUGCUUACAGUGCUCACGGAACACCUGUUUAACUCUAGCAGUGGUUUAUUGGGAAGGACAUGCCUUUCAAGAUCAUUCUUCAAGUUUAUGUGAUCAUCACAGAGAAGUAAAAGGAAAUGGUGAUGGUAGUGUAAUGGUGAUGGUGAAAGGAAGGCUGUGCUGGGCAACCCCACCCCCACCCCCUGCCCCAAACAAGAAAAGUACAUGUAUAAACUACCUUGCAUCUGUGUUGGAUAACCAAGUGCUGGGAAUUGGAAGUGGUUCUACAAUUGUUCAUGCUGUGCAACGAAUUGCUGAAAGAGUAAAGCAAGAGAAUCUGAACCUGGUCUGUAUUCCGACUUCAUUCCAGGCCCGUCAGCUCAUCCUGCAGCAUGGCUUAACUCUUAGUGACUUGGACCGACACCCAGAGAUUGACCUCGCCAUCGAUGGUGCUGAUGAAGUAGAUGCUGAUCUGAAUCUUAUCAAGAGUGGUGGAGGCUGCCUGACCCAGGAGAAGAUUGUGGCUGGUUAUGCUAGUCGAUUCAUCGUGAUUGCUGAUUUCAGGAAAGACUCAAAGAACCUUGGUGAUCAAUGGCACAAGGGGAUCCCCAUUGAGGUCAUCCCAAUGGCUUAUGUCCCAGUGAGCCGAGCUGUCACUCAGAAGUUUGGGGGUGUGGUUGAACUUCGAAUGGCCAUCAACAAGGCAGGUCCUGUGGUGACAGAUAAUGGGAAUUUUAUCCUGGAUUGGAAGUUUGACCGGGUGCACAAAUGGAGUGAAGUAAACACAACCAUCAAAAUGAUCCCAGGCGUGAUGGACACAGGCCUGUUCAUCAACAUGGCUGAGAGAGUCUACUUUAGGAUGCAGGACAGCUCAGUGAACAUGAGGGAGAAGCCUUUCUGUUAACUCUGCAGGAGCUGAGUCUAUUCACCUGAUUCCCCAGCCCACAUCGAGGCGGACAUGCUUCCCCGGAGCUUUUGCCUUAAUGUCUCUGUGCUGUGGACAGCUGGUGGUAGCGGGUACUGGGGGCUAAACCCAGUCUAAUGAAGUAU